Molecule: messenger RNA, 2391 nt
Organism: Toxotes jaculatrix (banded archerfish)
Lineage: Eukaryota; Metazoa; Chordata; Actinopteri; Toxotidae
Product: protocadherin gamma-A11-like
Exons: 1
Coding region: 1-2391 (796 amino acids)
Biological process (GO): homophilic cell-cell adhesion
Cellular component (GO): plasma membrane
Molecular function (GO): calcium ion binding
Source: RefSeq, a predicted model, not a curated record
AUGUUGUUUCUCGUCAUUUGUGUCGCAGAAAUGGCUCUCGGUCAGGUCCGUUAUUCUAUACCUGAGGAAAUGGCGACGGGCUCUCUUGUCGGGAAUAUCAUUCAGGACUUGGGCUUGGAUAUUAAACGGCUGAAAUCUGGGCGGGCUAGGAUAUUUACCGAGGACGGCAGUGAGUACAUCGGUCUUAAUUUGGAUAAAGGGACUCUUAUCGUUAACAAGAGAAUAGAUAGAGAGGAGCGGUGCGGACUCGUGUCUCCUUGCUCUCUGCAUUUUCAAAUAAUACUCGACAAUCCUAUGGAGCUACACCGCAUCGAUGUGGAAAUUCUUGAUAUCAAUGAUAAUGCUCCAGUUUUUCCCAAGAGGGAAAUGAAUUUUGAAAUUAGUGAAUUAGCUGUAAAGGGAGCACGGUUUUCUCUGGACAGCGCCAGAGACCCAGACGUUGGGUUGAAUACUCUCCAGACGUAUAAACUUAGCCCUACAGACCAUUUCAAAUUAAAUAUGCUAUCUCGACCCGACGGAACUAAAUAUGCUGAAAUGGUCCUCCAGACCAUGUUAGACAGAGAAAAUCUAGAAGAGCAUAAACUAACACUAACAGCAUAUGAUGGCGGCGAUCCCCCUAAAUCAGGGUCUGUCAAAAUUAACGUUAUUGUAAUGGAUGCAAAUGACAAUGCACCUGUGUUCAGUCAGUCUCUUUACAGAGUGACAGUCCCUGAAAACGCGUCAAGGGGUACUGUCAUUUUAAAGGUUAGUGCCACGGAUGCUGAUAAGGGAACAAACGGAGAGCUAUUGUAUUCGUUCUCUCAAAAUAGUGAUAUUACAUCAUCUGUUUUUAAUAUGGAUCCCCAUACCGGGGAAAUGACCGUGAGAGGUGAGUUAAAUUACGAAAAAGUCAAACAGUAUGAAAUUGAUGUAGAGGCUACAGACAAAGGGGGACUGAGAGACACGAGCAAGGUGCUGAUUGAAGUGACCGACGUAAAUGACAAUGCCCCUGUCAUAAGUAUAAUUUCUCUUUCUAAUCCCAUACCAGAGGAUUCGGCUCCAGACACUGUUAUAGCUAUGCUCAAUAUCAAAGACUUGGACUCAGGUAAAAAUGGCCAGGUGAAAUGUUUUAUUAGCCCAGAUUUACCUUUCAAAAUCAAGUCAACGUCGACCAAUUUCUAUAGUUUGGUAUCCGAUGAUGUUUUGGACCGUGAAACAGUUCCGGAAUAUAAUAUAACAAUAACAGCAAUGGACGAGGGUUCUCCUCCUUAUUCAACAAACAAAACGAUUAGUUUGAAAAUAUCAGACGUAAACGACCACGCCCCAAUGUUCCCACAACCAUUUUUCAACGCUUAUAUCACUGAAAAUAAUUCACCUGGCAUGUCACUCCUCUCUGUCAAAGCCAGUGACCAAGACUCUGGGAACAAUGCGCGUAUUUCCUAUUUCCUUGAAGAUAGCCAGCUGAAUGGGAUUUCAGCUUCGGCUUAUUUUACAGUGAAUGCAGAGAGUGGAGAGAUACUUGCUGUGCGUUCCUUCGACUAUGAGCAAACAAAAGAGUUCCAUAUUCGCGUCAAAGCGCAGGAUGGAGGCUCUCCUCCUCUCAGUAGCAAUGUGACAGUGAAAAUACUGAUCCAGGACCAGAACGAUAACCCUCCUCAGGUUCUGUACCCAGUCCAGACUGGUGGCUCUGUGGUGGCUGAGAUGGUGCCUCGUUCAGCAGAUGUGGGCUAUCUGGUGACUAAAGUGGUGGCUGUUGAUGUGGACUCUGGACAGAAUGCCUGGCUGUCCUAUAAACUGCAGAAAGCCACAGACAGGGCGCUGUUUGAAGUGGGCUUACAGAAUGGAGAAAUCAGAACUAUCCGCCAAGUCAGUGAUAAAGAUGCAGUCAAACAGAGACUGACUGUUAUAGUGGAGGACAACGGGCAGCCCUCUCGUUCAGCUACAGUCAUUGUCAACGUGGCGGUGGCGGACAGCUUCCCUGAAGUGCUGUCGGAGUUCACCGACUUUCCACACGACAAGGAGUACAAUGACAACCUGACUUUUUACUUAGUGCUGGCUCUGGCUGUAGUUUCCUUCCUCUUCAUCAUCUGUUUAGUUGUUAUUAUAUCAGUCAAAAUCUACAGAUGGAGACGCGAGCGCCUGUUUUACAAAUCCAGUGGGAAUCUUCCUGUCAUUCCGUAUUACCCGCCCCUUUAUGCAGACGUAGGAGGUACCGGUACGUUGAAGCAGGCGUUCAGUUACGAGGUGUACGGAACAACUGACUCCCGGAAGAGUGAUAUGAAGUGCUCUGAACCCUUCAGUCAGAGCACUCUGGUUGUUGACCAUAGUGCAACUAGGACAGUGCCAAGACAUCAAAGAGAGUCAGAGAAUAUACUCACGGAGGUGAGAUCAGCCCAUUCCUUGCUUUCUUAA